GUCUGGGGAGAGAGAACCUAUCAGAAAGCGGGUGUUGGCGAUACAUGUAUUACGUCAUCAGCAGGCGACUGUUUAAAGUUUAGCCACGAGGAUGUGUUUUUAGCAUUCGACAAGGUGAUUUUCUAUUAGAACAAACCACCAAGAAGCAGACUUGUAUACAAAAGUUGGCCAAGGAAACGUCACCAUGUCGGAUUUCUCCUCGCUUGGCCUGGCCGACUGGCUGAUUAAGCAGUGUAAACAACUAGGAAUAAACAAACCCACUCCUGUCCAGGAGAACUGCAUGCCACCCAUUCUCGAAGGUCGGGACUGUUUGGGCUGCGCCAAGACGGGCAGUGGAAAGACUGCUGCGUUCGUCCUGCCGGUGCUACAGAAACUAUCCCAAGACCCCUACGGUAUCUUCUGCCUGGUCCUCACACCCACCAGGGAGCUGGCAUAUCAGAUCGCAGAGCAGUUCCGGGUCAUUGGCAAGCCCCUGGGCCUGCGGGACUGCAUCGUCGUGGGUGGGAUGGACAUGGUGACACAGUCCUUGGAGUUGUCGCGGCAACCUCACGUUGUCGUGGCGACACCGGGAAGAUUGGCGGACCACAUCCGUAGCUCCAACACCUUCAGCCUGAAAAGGAUACAGUUUCUGAUCAUGGACGAGGCAGACAGACUGCUGGAGCAGGGCUGUACUGACUUCACCAAGGACCUGGAGGUGAUCCUGGGGGCGCUGCCGGCCAAACGGCAGACACUGCUGUUCAGCGCCACGCUGACCGACACGCUGCAGGAGCUGCAGAGCCUCACCAUGAACAAGCCCUUCUUCUGGGAGAGCAAGUCUGAGACCCGGACGGUGGAAGAGCUGGACCAGCGGUACAUCCUGGCCCCGGAGAAGAUCAAGGACGCCUACCUAGUCCACCUGAUACAGAACUUCACCGACCAGCACAGCGACUGGUCCAUCAUCAUCUUCUGCAAAACCUGCAAGGACUGCCAGAUCCUGACGAUGAUGCUACGAAAGUUUAACUUCCCCACCAUCUCUCUCCACUCCAUGAUGAAACAGAAAGUUAGAUUCGCUAACCUCUCCAAAUUCAAAGCCAGCGUCUACAAAAUCCUGAUUGCGACAGAUGUUGCUUCCAGGGGGUUGGACAUACCAACGGUCCAGGUGGUCAUCAACCACAACACGCCUGGCUUGCCCAAGAUCUACAUCCACAGAGUGGGCCGGACCGCCAGGGCCGGGAGGAACGGAGUCUCCAUCACUAUGGUGACGCAAUAUGACAUCCACUUGGUCCAUGCAAUCGAGGAACAGACACAGUCGAAGCUAAAGGAAUAUGAGGUGGAGGAGAAAGACGUGUUGAAGAUCCUCACCCAGGUCAACGUGACAAGGCGGGAGUGUGAGAUCAGAUUGGAAGCCACCGACUUUGAUGAGAAGAAAGAGGUCCACAAGAGGAAACAGCUUAUACUAGAAGGAAAGGACCCAGAGAUGGAGGCCAAGCGGAAGGCAGAGUUGGAGAAGAUCAAGAAGCAUAAGAAGAAGUUCAAGGAGCGGGUCCAGGAGAGUGUGCUGCAGCAGCAGGCGGAGCAGCGGCAGAGGAGCCUUCUGAAGAAGAAGAGACGACUGGAGCAGAAGAAGGCCAAACUGGAAGCUAAAUGAGCGUAACGCUUAUAUGGGCAUAAGGGGGAUUCUCCCGUAUGCUACUGUGUAUGGGAAGGGUUCUCCCAUGUACUUAAAGCUGACAACUGUAUUCGACCACCUAAGUACCGACAGACCAGCAUAAGGCCCACUGUUAGGGAUUUUACCAUGUCUGUCUAUAAAGACUAGCUCAAUAUGAAGAAUGUUUGGUUAGGUAGAGAGCCAGGAUGGGUGUAAAUAUACAGGAAAACAUUGACUCAACUUGACAAUUCAACCUUUAUUGAUGGAUUCAGUUUGAAACAGAAUCACACAUCGAUUUAACCUCACCAGCAGAAAGGAGGCUAACCCAGAACCUUGUAAAUUAUGUAAAAUAUAAACUCCUUGAUCCAUAACUACCCAGAUUUUUCAAUCAAUAAAGUAUUGUGAUCUGC
Gadus morhua (Atlantic cod) is the source of this 2037-nucleotide messenger RNA. It is a transcript of the gene ddx49, whose product is annotated as DEAD (Asp-Glu-Ala-Asp) box polypeptide 49. The record is from RefSeq and is a predicted model, not a curated record. Lineage: Eukaryota; Metazoa; Chordata; Actinopteri; Gadiformes; Gadidae. The transcript has 13 exons. Gene Ontology annotation, molecular function: RNA helicase activity; ATP binding; nucleic acid binding. Gene Ontology annotation, cellular component: cytosol. Bases 185 to 1627 code for a protein of 480 amino acids.